This is a messenger RNA of Raphanus sativus (radish), 1467 nucleotides long. RefSeq lists its product as uncharacterized. The transcript has a single exon. NCBI's taxonomy places the organism in Eukaryota, Viridiplantae, Streptophyta, Magnoliopsida, Brassicales, Brassicaceae. The record is from RefSeq and is a predicted model, not a curated record. Bases 1 to 1467 code for a protein of 488 amino acids.
AUGCAUGUUUCUAAUGCAGACUCUAUUAUGGAUAGUGAUGAUGAUGAUUGCAGAAGGUUUAUGGUGGAUGCAGCAGUCACCGAGCUUCAUCAUACGUCUGAUGAAAUUGAUGUUCCAGUUAUUUGUCUUGACGAUGAUGAUGAUGAUGAUCUUAAGUUUGAUGAGGACUACAAGUUGUUCUUUGAUAAUCAUCUUAGUAAUGAUAACACUUUAUUCCCUCCCUUUGAAGAUGACAGUGGAGAAUCUGAAACUCGUAGUCUCAAAGUCAACAUGUUUUCUAAUGAUGCAAACAGAUCAAAGAGGAAGAUAGGCGAGUUAGACGCUGCAAGUGAUGUUCUUUUAGUUAGAAGCCAAGUGAACAUCCAAGCUAGUAACAUGUCAGAAGAGUCAACAGAGGAUGAUGGGACUUUAUGGGAUGUUCCGUUGUGUAGAACCCUAGAAGUCAUCAAACGUGACAACGAAGCUAGGAAACUGGCAGAGUCAAUGGUUGACGACGACACUUCAUGGGAUGUUCCCUUGGUUAGAGUCAUCCAACGAGACAAGAAAGCUAGGAAACUGGAUGAUGAGACUUUAUGGGAUGUUCCCUUGGUUAGCGCCCAAGAAGUCAUCCAACGAGACAGCAAAGCUAGGAGAUUUUUGGAGUCAAAGGUUGACACUUUACGAGAUGUUCCGUUGGUUAGAACCAGAGAAGUCAUCCAACGAGACAACAGGAUGUCUGAGCGAUGGAAGAAGAGAGUUGGUGAAACUAAGGCUCUUCCUGUGAAGCGAGUACAUAGAGUUACAGAGACUAAGGUUGUAGAAGAGACACAAAGCUAUCAAGGAGUUUCUGUAGGGACAAGGAAGAAGAGUGUGGAAGAGGUUGUGGAUAAGGACUACAUGAGUUACCUCACAUGGCUUGUAGACUCUUUCAAACAUCCCACAACUCUCCCUGAAAAGGAUCUAUCGGCAAAAGUAAAGGUUGAGGUUGAGUCUUGGUCUGAUGAUGAUGAUGAUAUAAUUGAGGUUAGUGAUUCUCCCUUCACGGAUGGAGAGAGCACACCUUUCGUGGUGUCCAAGAACAAGAUCGUGAUCGAUCUUGAGAAUGAUGAUAGUACAGAGGAUGAAAGUGGUAGUUGUGUGUUUAGAAAUGAGCUAGUGCAUGUUCUUGAGAAACCAUACGAUGCAGGAGAGUUGUUGUUGCUGUCUGGUCAGGCGUCGAGGAAGAAGCGAGUGAGUAGGUGUAGAGAGCUGAGAAAGGGAAGAGAAAGCAGCUAUGAGACUUCUGAACUGGGACAGUCUUAUCUGGAGAAGGUCUGUGAUUUCGAUAAAGAAUACAAGCUUGCGGAUGGUGAUAAUAAGGCGAGACUGGAGUUGCUUCGUGGUUUUUUCUUUUACUUGGAGAAUAUUUCUCUUCCUGGUGCUUUCAAGCCUUGGUUACCAGAGAACAGGAAGAAGCUGGGACAAAGAGAGCAACGCUCGCAACCUUAA